AUGGAUGUGCAAUUCCAAGGAAUCUUCAUGAAAUACCCCAUAUGUUACACUGAUGGGGUUACUCAGAGGUUGGUCGACAUCGAUUUCAUAGGCAUGUACAAGGAUGAGUGUUAUGCAUUCAUGGCAAGGUUAAGUGGAGAAAUGUGUGAGAAGCUCUACUACUGCCAACCUGAUAUAGAUUUCCAAAAAGAUGAAGAGAAUGAGGAAAUUGUUGAUAACAUGAAGGAAGAAGUAAGGGGCCUCGAAGAAGUAAUUGAUGAUGGAGAAAAGGUUGACCCAUUUGACAUAGGGGAUGAGGAUGAGGUUGAGGUUAAGGAUGAUUAA
Molecule: messenger RNA, 324 nt
Organism: Lactuca saligna
Lineage: Eukaryota; Viridiplantae; Streptophyta; Magnoliopsida; Asterales; Asteraceae
Source: the annotation of a GenBank genome assembly